GCAAGCGCCCGGUGCAGUAAUCGGCAGUUUUUGUGGGAUAUUUGAAAUCAUCUCACAACCACGUUCGCCGCUAAAUUGUAUUGUAAUGUUUAAAAUAUUUCAUAAAUCCCAGUGUUUUAUGAUGUAAUAGAGAAGGAAGUUUCGUGUAUGUGUGUGAGUGAAAAUUAACAUAAUUUACAAAAAUUUAGCAGCUAAUAUACGAGUAAUAUAAGAAUUAGGCUUACAAAAAAUGCUUAAUAGUUAUUGCAUUCUGAAAUCUGCUUUGGUUGUUUCAAUGUUUUAUGGCUUGAUAUUUAAAUUAUAAGUAAUUUCUGAUACGCGAAUUUUUAGCUUCAUUUGAUCAUGAUGCAAUAUUUAUAGCAAGCUAUGUUAAUUAGUGCAGUUGGUGGCUUUUAGAUUAUGAUUCCUUAAGACAAAUACAAAACUGACGGGAGGCAGCUACACGAUAUGCAAACUCUUCUAUAAACUAGGUACAGACUGGUAACACGAAUUUAAUAACGUUACAAAAACCAAGUUUUGUGUGUUUCGGCAACACAACAGCAAUAUGGUAAUUGUUUACAAGUUGUCAAAUGCACGGCCGAUCUCUUGAAUAAAUAAUAGUGUAUACAGAAGAUAGUAAAGUUUGUUCCCAUAAAGUGAAUAUUGGACUGUCUGUUAAGACAAUGAAAUUGACAACACACGUGACCUUCCUAUAUUGUUAACCACGGAACUGAAGGAACUUCUACAAGGAUGCCACACUUCAUAUUGAGAUGGCUAACAAGACUUGUAUUCCAUCUUUAUCUCUGUGACUGGGCCCAGAGUUUACGUGGGGUUCGGUUAGAUGUCCCCGAAGCGGUUCUGACUGGGGACAGAGUGAGGUUAGCCUGUGAUUACGACCUGGAGCAUGCUGCACUUUACUCCAUCAAGUGGUACCGAGGGGAGGAAGAGUUCUACCGCUUCGUGCCCAAGGAGUCGCCUCCCACAAGGGUGUUCCCAUUGCCCGGCAUUCAUGUGGACAUUUCCCUCUCCGACGCUCGGAAUGUGACCCUGCUUGACGUGCAAAAACAACUCACUGGGUUCUACAAGUGCGAGGUGUCUGCAGAUGCUCCGCUGUUUCACACGGAAAUUAAGUCCGCUUCUAUGACUGUGGUCGAUAUUCCCGCCGAGGAACCCAUGCUGACUGUGGACAAGUUCCGUUAUGCAACUGGAGAGCAAAUUCAAGCCAACUGUACCUCCAAAGCGUCGUACCCAGCAGCUAAUCUCACCUGGUUCGUAAAUGGGCAGCAGGUUCCGAGUCCUUCACCUGCCCUUAUUUUUCCGGAACCUGGAGGAAGCCUGGAAACUUCGAGAUCUACUCUGGAGCUGGAAGCGGACAGCGCUACGUUCCGUGACACCAAAUUGAGACUACGCUGUGAGGCUUGGCUCUUCAAACUUUAUCGGCGGAGCAGCGAAGAGCUGGAGCUUCGUGAAGAUACUCCGCAACUGGCAUCUGUACUAGGCCCGAGCAUAGCAGAUGCGAGCGUGAGAUUGGAAGUCUCGACGCCGGUACUGUUCGUGAUUCUCUGCAUCCUCUGGAUGGUGGCCUGCAGAUAGCGUAGCAGUCAGUUCGUUGUACAGUGAUGACUGACCAAUGGAUGAACCAAUAGAAGUUCUCAACAGCUUCCAGGAAAUUGAAUCGAUAGUACUUGGAGAACAUGUGUUCUAUAACCUCCCUUUAAUAUCUUAUGGGUCGGCCAUUGUGUUGUUUGUAAUUGUGUAUGUUUGUGUGGGUGUGGAGGGCACUUCAGUCAGCAAACAGGUUAUGUAAUUGCUCUGUACGUAAGAGCUUGGGAACAGACGUGCCAAUUGCUAGCUCGAUUCAACUUUAGCGUGUGGAGGGUUGUCCAUAAGACACAGCAAGCUCAGUUCAUUUGAUGUGAGACUGUUUAAAAGAAAUGACAACCUCUUGGUAAGUAAGGAUAAUGCGCAUUUGACACACGAAGAUAUUAUUGGUGUUGCUGUUGAAAGUAAAUUUCAAGCCGUAGCAGCAUGCUUUUAUAAAUAGUUAUGUGAUCUAUUGGUUGGAAUACCCCUGCUUAAUUUCUUGGUCUAAAAGGCAGAAAUUGUAUUCACUUAAACUGUAAAGAAAGUUGCAAACGCAUUCGUUCAUCUGGCUUAGUUUGUUAGUGUCAUGCUGUUUCAUAUCUGAGGAACAGCACAAAUGUAAAGGGCUAGUGUUGUGUGUAACCAGAGGACAAGACAGUUUAAACGGAUUCAUAAGGGUUAUUUUAAAAUACUAUCACAUUUUAGUUAUUCUGGUUAGAUGAUAAUUCUAUGUCAGAUCAUUCACAGUAAGAACCUGUAUUAUAUUUAUUUAAGAAAAAUAUCAAUUCAAUAUGAACAUUUAGAAAUUAAACAAGACUAACUUGUUUGCAUAUUUAAAAUAAGGUAGAACCAUGCUAAACGGAAUACGUUGCUUGAAGUUUGGACUGUAACUCAUCUCUGGAAUUCCUACAGAGUAAAUCAUCCCACCGACCAGUUCAUUGUAUGUGAUGUUAGCGAACACAAGCCAUUUUUAUGAAUAAUUUUAAAGUGCCAUAUGUAAAGCAGAGGUAAAUUUGUCCUUGUUCUUAAUUAAUCACCGCUCUAUGAAGAGAACAGGAGUAGUAAAUACGCAUAUGCAUUCUUAACCUCGA
Molecule: messenger RNA, 2654 nt
Organism: Cryptotermes secundus
Lineage: Eukaryota; Metazoa; Arthropoda; Insecta; Blattodea; Kalotermitidae
Exons: 6
Coding region: 730-1572 (280 amino acids)
Source: RefSeq, a predicted model, not a curated record